Molecule: messenger RNA, 4753 nt
Organism: Symbiodinium sp. CCMP2592
Lineage: Eukaryota; Dinophyceae; Suessiales; Symbiodiniaceae
Source: the annotation of a GenBank genome assembly
AUGCUCGCGGCGCAGGGCGCGGUGAAGAACAGAAGGCGAUUGCUCAGCCAAGCAGCGCGUGUGGGCGAGGGCAGCAAGAAGAUCGUCUGGGAGGUUGUCGCGGGCAAGGGUGGAGUGAGCGAUGCAGUGCAGCGACGUGGUGGUGAGGCAGUGGUGUUCUCUAAGAGCACAGGCUGGAACUUUGACCGGCCAAAGGAUCGGCGCAAGUUUCUCCGAAAGCUUGACGAGGUGCAGCCUGAUGAAGUUCUUCUUUCACCCGCGUCAGCCUUAUGGAGCCCCAUGCAUGAGCUGAGUCUAGCUGGCAAUCCUGAGCGACUUCGGAGCUCAAGGAAGGAACACCAUGAUAACAUCCUGACCUUUGUGGCGGUGGUGUUCGAGGUCCAGCGUCGAGCUGGACGACAUGCUCAUUUGGAGCAUCCUUGGGAUAGCCGUGCAUGGAUGACAAGGGCUUUUGCUAAGCUGACGGGCUGGGCUGCGCUAGUGGAUCAGUGUGAAUAUGGACUUCGGGUGUCUGAUGGCAAGGGCAAGCUGGCUCUUGUGCAGAAGCCAACAUGGUUCUUGUCGACACGAAAGCCCUUUGCCGCCAAGCUUGAGAGAAAGUGUGGGGGUACCCAUGUUCAUGCAUCGACCGAGGGCGAUGUGGAUGGCAUGACCGAGCACUACCCCACCAAGCUGGCAAACAAGCUGGCCGACCUUCUGUUGGAGAAAAGCGAUGAUGAAAGCGUGCUAGCUGCUGAUGAUGCAAUACCAUCUCCUGCACAACGUGAUGCACUACCAUCUCCUGCACAACGUGAUGCACUACCAUCUCCAGGAGAACCAGAUGCACCACCAGAGGGCGAUGAUUACGUGAGCAGGAAGAAUCGGGAACUUCGGAAAAAGGUUGGAGCCCAGGCCAUGAACUAUGUGACCCGAUUGCACAAGAACCUUGGCCAUCCUGGACCCGAAGUGUUAGUUCGUAUGCUGGAGGAGGUUCAGGCGACCGAGGGGACAAUCAGAGCAGCUCGGGAGUAUGUGUGCCCUGUGUGUUACAGUCGACGCAAGCCCGCUGGAGUACCUCCCGCCGCUGGUCUCAUGGCAAAGAACUUCGGUGACCGCGUGUGUGCGGACAGUGCCUGGAUCGAGGUGAAAGGGGGACGGAGAUGCGUCCUCACGAUCAUGGACCAGGCCACUCGCUAUGUUGCUGUUCGCUUGCUUGAAAGUGAGAAGAGCACCGACUUGAUUAAAGGAGUGGAGCGUGCGUGGAUUAAGCAGUUCGGGGUUCCCAGGUUUCUUCGAAUUGAUGAGGCCAAAGGCUGGGCAGCAGGAGCUUUGAGAGAUUGGGCCGUGCAACACAAUGUUACCUUGGAGCUUGCGCCAGCAGAGUGCCACAAUUGGCUUGGAUCAGUUGAGAGAAAACAUCAGGUGGUUCGCCGGGCCCUCGAGAUUUACAUGGAUGUGAAAGGCGAGCGCAACCUAAGCAAUCUCAAAGAAGCAUUGGUUUACACACCGGGCCAAAUCAAUCAGCUCAGCUUCAAGCGCGGCUUCACCCCGGAGCAGUGGGUGACGGGCCGCACUCCAAUGUCCUCGACCUCGUUGUCUGCUGAUUUGUGGAAUCCUGGGGCGGAUCCAAUCGACGAGCCCACCACCUUUGCGGAGACCCAGCGUCGUCGACUUGAUGCUCAGCGUGCCUUUCUGCAAGCUGACUGUGAUGCACGAUUGCGCCGAGCCAUGAACAAGCUCUACCGUGAAAGCCAUGAUGAUGUGGCGGUGGGGCAAAAGGUGUGGUUUUGGCGUGUUCAGGGCACUGGCAUCCUACAGAAGCAGAAAUGGCGCGGGCCCGCCCGCGUUGUGGCACUUGAGCACAACGAUGAGGGCAAGACCAUAGUGGUGUGGGUGGCUCACGGCACCAACUUGCUGCGCUGUGGCCCUCACCAAGUUCGCCCUCUUGUCGCUGACACUGGCUGUGCUCCUAUAGCUGAUCCUGCUGCUGCUCUAUCGGAUUUGCAAGAUUUACGAGCACGCAGCACCUCGCAGUUUCGCGAUGUCAUUGAAGCCGAGCCCGUGAUGGAAGACAUUGUCGAUGAGGGACCGCCCGAUUGGCAAAAUCCCGACUACGAGCCCUCUCUUCCAGAUGCUGAUGCUCCCAUGCGUGAUCGCGAUAGUGAUGCUGAUGAUGAACGCCAUCUCGACCGGUACCCCUCCAUUCCUGGGGCUGCUUCGCUCCUUUUUCAGGAGAUGGAGGAGCGCACUCGCCAUGACCGCCGGCGCUUGAGUUCGUCUUCGGUGCCCGGCCCGCCCACCCAGCGACCUCGACUUGUGGCGCCGUCGUCCUCUGCUGAUGGCGCUGACCCUGUUCUUCUUUCUCCUCUUCCUCCGGGAGCUGCGACUGCCAGUCGCGAGGACCCGGCGCAAGCUGUGCCAGUUCCUGUGGACGAUGACGACGAACUUGUGGCCACGGACGUUUUCCUUGUCAGCUCUGGGGCGGAACUGCCAAAGGCAUUUCCAGUGGGCUGGAACAUUAUUGAUGGCGCGUUUGUGAUGGAUGAAGUGUGGUUCAACCGUGAAGUCAGCAUGGCAAAGAUGAGUGUGGACGAGCGUGCGAGUAUGGUGGAAGCUAAGAAGAAGGAGCUCUCCUCUUGGUUUUCCAAUGCGGUUUGGGAGUUUUCGGAGCUGGAUGGGUCAAACAGCAGCCGGGUGGUCACCGCUCGGUGGGUCCUUACGUUCAAAGACCCCGAAACACCUGGGGCUCCACCAAAAGCCAAGGCCAGACGGGUGAUUCGUGGAUUUCAAGAUCCGGACUUGUUUAACCUCGACAAGGCCAGUCCCACGGCCACUCGUCAGAGCAAGAUGCUGCUGCUGUGCAUUUGCCCAAACAUGAGCUGGACAUUGUAUUGUGGAGAUGUUAAGACAGCUUUCUUGUCAGGGGCUAAGUUCCAGAGGAGCAUCAUAGUCAAACUUCCGGCUGACUGUGGACCGCUUCUUGGACAGGGUGACCGCAAGCCCACCUACAUGAAGCUCUUGAAGUCUGCCUAUGGUUUGGCCGAUGCUCCACUCCUGUGGUUCCAAGAGGCAAGCCGCCGACUCCAUCGUGGCGGUUGGCGAGCCCACUUCCUGGAUAAGUGCCUCUUCUUCAAGUUCGACCAGAACCACAAUCUGGUCGCUGCCCUGGUGUUGCACGUCGAUGACCUGCUUUUGGGAGGAAAUCCUAAAGUGAAGGAGUUCCAGGACGCUGUGAAGUACCUCAAAGAGAACUUCGAGUUUGGAAAGUGGGCCGAGCUAACUGAGAAGGAGCCGCUGAUGUACUGUGGUGGCAAGAUAUCCUUGAAGGAUGGGGUGAUCAGCCUGUCCUACGCCGAUUACAUUGCGAAGGUCCACCCCAUCACCGUGUUGAAGGGCCGAAAGCUUGAUGAGAAGCUGACCCCUUCUGAGGUGUCCAAGGUUCGGGGCUUGAUUGGUGCUCUCCAGUGGCCGGCCGCACAAGGCAUGCCAGCCCUCGCCGCCUCCGUGAGCAUCCUAGCUUCUCAGGUUACCAGUGGAGAUGGGCACUUGAUGAAUGAGCUCAACAAGACCUUGAGGUUUGCUAGGAGUAUCGCCGGCCAUCCCAUCAAGAUGCAGAAGGUUGCAGACAACUUGCGUGAGAUGUGUUUUGUGAGCUACUCUGAUGCAGCUCUGGCUGUGAGGCAUGACCAUGCUUCUCAGGGAGGCUACAUCAUUGUGGUGUGCAGCCCCAGCGUGGCCAAGGGCGACCUGUGCAGCUACAACCUUGUGUCUUGGAAGUCAAGCAAGCUGGUUCGUGUCUGUCGCUCGAGCCUAGCUGCGGAAAGCCAGGCUUGCUCUGGAGCACUCGACGAGACCAUGCUCCUCAAGACGAUGCUGGCGAUGAUGCUUGAUCCCGGCCUCGAUCCUCGCGAUCCCUCGGUGCCUCGUGGCAUUGCUGCGUCGCUUCUUGUUAUCGAUGCCAAGGCCCUCUAUGACGCUAUCGGGAGACCCGGCUUCACGUCAAGCCAGGACAAGAGAGCUGCCAUUGAGAUUGCGUGCAUCCAGCAAGAGAUCAAGGAUCAAGGGACCACUGUGUUCUGGGUGAGUUCCGAGAGGAUGCUUGCCGAUGGCAUGACAAAGAUUGCUGCUCGCCAGGCUCUUGCCGAUGCUCUUCGCUCCGGAAAGAUCCGACUUGUCUACGACGACAACUUCGUGGCGGCGAAGAAGAAGGACCCUGCUGAGAGACAACGUGCUGCAGCCAAGGCGUUUGGUGACAGGCGCUAUGGCUCUCGGAUUGCACAGCACAUUGCGAGGGUGCUGGCGGUGAACAUAGUGACGGACGCUGUGGAGGGCCAUGUUGUCGAGAAGGAGGUGCACACAAGUUUUCACGGUGUCUUUGUGUUUGACACGGCGAUCAUGACAGCGUUCUUCCUGGUUGACAACGCCAACGACCUCCUCGACUACAACGACCUCCUCGACUACCACAACUUCCUCGACUACGCCUUCGUCAACGGUGACCGCCUGAGACGUGAGUGCAACUACUUGAUGGAGCUGCGCCGUGAGACGCUUGUUGAGCACGCGGUCUACGAGAGGGAGCUCGAGGAAACAAGGACCGCGAUGAGGGAGAUGCAGGCGAGAGCUGCUGUACCUGCUCCACAUCCCACUCCGUUUGCGGGCCACGCCUACCUGACCAACUCUGGGAGAACCUGGCAUUCCCGCCAUGACUGUGAGCAUAUCCGAGGGCGUCGCACUACUCAGUACCGCGUGUGCGAGGACUGUCGCCGCAGCAACCACG